Molecule: messenger RNA, 1736 nt
Organism: Lecanosticta acicola
Lineage: Eukaryota; Fungi; Ascomycota; Dothideomycetes; Mycosphaerellales; Mycosphaerellaceae
Source: the annotation of a GenBank genome assembly
AUGUUCCGCUUCCACAGUAGGAGCCGGUCUUUGAUUCCGGUCAAAGACCUUGAAAAGACGGAGAGAAUCCUGAUCUCGGAGAAGAAUGCGCAUAUCGGACAGGAAUCGGGAGAGGAAGAGGAGGAUGUGGAACCCCAAACCGCCGCUCAACGACGGAACCUCACCAUGAUUUACCUCCUCUUCCUCGCCGAGGCCAUCAUGUCUUCUUCUCUCUCCUCCCAGAUCAACAUCCUGCUGCCCUCCACCUCUGCAUGCCUCUCCAUGAACACCUCGUUCUUGCGCAGCAUCCUGCAAUGCGCAUACUACUUUGGCUCCGCUUGCGGUAUCAUGUGGGGACUCGUAGCAGACCGACUAGGUCGGAAAAAGGUCGCGCUGGUGGGAUUGUUUGGCAUGUCUACAUGCUGCAUAUCCAUGGGCUUUGCAACCAGCUUUACGGCCUUUUGCUUGUUACGAUGCCUGGCUGGUGCCAUUGGCGCCGCUGUGACGGUCUCUGCGCUGGCCAUGUUGGCCGAUUCCACGCAUGGAAGUGGCAGCAGAAGGAUUAAGACGGUUGCGAGACUUCCUGUCAUUGCUGUAUGCGGUCAGCUGGGUCCACUUUUGGCGAACUGGAUUCGCAAGUCUGCGCAGGAGAACUUUGAGGGCAUCUUUGUGAGAUUCCCGGGAUUGGGUGGGCAGAUUGCCUGUGGCGCUCUGGUGCUCUCGAUCACUCUUGCGCAAGUGUUGCUCCUGGACGAGGUGAGAUUGAUAUGGCCUGUGAGCUGAACGGAAACAAUACUGAUACAGCUUCAGACACUCCCCGGCAGUACAGAGGAGACGGUCGAGGAGGAGUAUGUCGACUGCGAGAAGGCCGCAUUCCUAGGCCAACGCCAAUCCACCGACUCCAACGAUUCUCUGGCCAUCAGCAUAAUCGAUGCCUUGAACGAUGACUCUGCCACCCCGCGACCAUCCAAAAUCAGCAUUGGACAGAUGCUGACCGCGCCCUCAGUCCUUCUCUUGCUGGCAUCCUAUUCAGUGCUGUCACUGCACUCCUCUACCUUCGAGGUCAUCCUACCACACAUCGCGCACACCGAUACCAACAACGGCGGAAUGGGCCUGCCGUGCUCCUGGUUGCAGCCGGUCAUGCUCGUCGUCAAGAUCAUUGCCGCGUUGCGCGUCAUGCACUUCGUUCCUUUCCUUGUGAGCAAGAUCGGUCUUCUGCCUAUGUAUAGGCGGUAAGUUAUACCCUGAGAUGCGCUUCAAAUUCUGAACACCUCACUGACUCUGCCCUCAGCAUCUCGACUGUCUUCCCCGCUCUCUAUGUUGUCAUUCCUGCAGUGGCCCUGACCGUCAAUGCUACGGGUGCCUCGGCCCUCCUUUCCGCUCUCGUCAGCACGCUGGCGACUCUGGCCAAGACUACGCUCGCAGGCGCAGCUCAAGUCUUGGUCCUGCUCCUCGUCCUCUCCGCCGCACCGGAUGCUUCUUCUACUGGGACUCUGAUCGGAGUCGUUUCCAUUUCCGAACUUUUCAAGGCCUUGGCUGUUGGCCUCACCGGAAUCAGCUAUUUCCUUUCCGACGACUAUUCGAUGCUCGUCGUCAAUGGUUCUCUCUGGGCCGCCCUCGCCUUCAUCGCCAUCGUUGGUGCCUUCAUCACCAGGACCUUGAGGGAAACCCCGAGACUUGGCGCAGAUUUGCCUGCUUCGUGCUUCGUUUGGCAGGGUAUGUUUGAUGCGGAGAGCGACGAAGAGGUUGGAUUCUAG